Molecule: messenger RNA, 672 nt
Organism: Sphenostylis stenocarpa
Lineage: Eukaryota; Viridiplantae; Streptophyta; Magnoliopsida; Fabales; Fabaceae
Source: the annotation of a GenBank genome assembly
AUGGUGCCCUGCCAGAAAAGUGGCGUCUUAAUGAAGUGCAGAAGUAGACUAAAAGACUUGCUUGCUCUAAUAAAAGCACAUGCAUGCAUCACGACGAGGAAUGAUUGUCUAGAUUCAUCUUACACUGACUUGACUCAUGCAGAUGCUAGCACUAAUCUGAAAAUGGAAAAAAAUCAAAGAGGUGGUGGUACACAAGAUAGUUCAAUAAUGAAGUCUGUUGAUCAAAGAGUGCGCUCUAAGGGGCGAAAUGACAUAGUGACUCGGCGGCUGAAGAAUCGAGAAAGACAACGAAGGUAUAGGGCACGGAAGCGUCUGGAAGCUGAAAUAAAGAAGUCAAUUGUUGUAGAAGAGACACCAACUGUGAAAGUAGAGCAACCACCAAAUGGGAACCACAACAACAACUGCAUGGCCCGCAUAUAUUGUAAACGAGAUUGGAAGAAGGAUGCAAGACGUGCCCAUGUGUUAAAACAGAAACAGAUGAAUGGAUCUGUUGAUCCUCCAACCAUAACUAGUAUACCUGAGGUGUCUUGCUUAACCAUUGGAAAUAAGUCAGAAACAGUGCCAGAGAAGGAAAGUCAGUCUGGAUCUUCAAGUGUUGGUAAAACUGAAACUCCAAGAGUGGUUCUGAGUCGAAGAGAUUGGAAAGCAGAAGCUAGAAGAAAGAAAAACUAG